Messenger RNA from Babesia bovis T2Bo, 1121 nucleotides. Its product is annotated as Phosphatidylinositol N-acetylglucosaminyltransferase family protein. The transcript has 9 exons. Lineage: Eukaryota; Apicomplexa; Aconoidasida; Piroplasmida; Babesiidae. Gene Ontology annotation, cellular component: membrane; glycosylphosphatidylinositol-N-acetylglucosaminyltransferase (GPI-GnT) complex. The record is from RefSeq and is a predicted model, not a curated record. Bases 161 to 1117 code for a protein of 318 amino acids. Gene Ontology annotation, biological process: GPI anchor biosynthetic process.
GAAGAUAACAUAUUAUAUCGCGUUGAUAGUGUAAUCAACACACAUAUGUUUAGCUUAACGACUUACGACAGAAAUAUCAGGAGAAUUGAACCAUCCAUAUUGACAAUUAAUAACUGGCAGCUCUUAUGCUGUGAUUUAACAACCAAAGAUAUUGAUCGCAAUGCUUACAGAUGUAGAAACAAAACAACCAAACUUGCCAUCAAAAAAAGAAGACGUCGUAUGGGAGAACGAGUCAGCUUGCGGUACCGUUAAAGAGAUCUCAAUGCUACCAUGGGAACGUGUUAUGUACAAGCGCCAGGCUUAUCCGCCUAAUUACGUGAGCAGUGAUUUUUUACGAGGACUGAGCGAGAAUGGGUCUAAUUGCUAUACCCUGUGGGAUCUAUGCCCAAAGACCAUGAUGUUAACGCAGCAUUGCAGCACUAUGCUGCUUAUGGCACGCAUGUUCCUGCUCAUCAAGGAUGACGUCAUACCCCUGGAGUAUGUAGAGGGCGCAGCAGUACUGGCUAUUAUUAGUUUUUGUAUUGUGAUGUACCUGACUAAGGCUACCCUAACUGAUCGAUUUCAACAUAUCAGAUUUGCAUUUAUAGUCCACUUCACAUUGCAGAUACUUCAACCGGUGUUACAGACAUUGACCUCCUCCUUCACAUAUGACACCAUAUACGCCUUAGCCAUUAUGGUAUCGUUGAUCAGCAUUUUUACGCAAGACUAUGGAAUUACGGGAAAUGAGGAAAUAUAUGUAAAGAGUGCCGACACACUACCAAUGAACUGUCUCAUAGUAGUUGCCAUUUUGAUUUCCUCUCGUUUCGGAUGUUCGCAGAAGGCAACCGCGUACAUGCAACUCUACGUGAUGACAUUCAUGAUGCUGCCCUUGCUUCAAAGAUUCAUGAUGACACACAAUCACACCAAACUUGUUUAUUUGAUGACUCUGGGCAUUAUUAUAUUGACAUCAUGGUGCCUUUACUGCUAUCAUAUCGCACUGGUUCCCGUAUACAUGUUAGGGAAUAUCAUCGUAAAUGUAAUAGGCCCUCUUGUGUAUAUAUAUGCCCAGAAAUACAAACGGAAUGUAUCUGGACCAUGGAAUCCCGACCAAGUCCCACAUAAUAGAAACUGUAACUAAACAC